Messenger RNA from Manihot esculenta (cassava), 1649 nucleotides. RefSeq names its product exosome complex component RRP43. Lineage: Eukaryota; Viridiplantae; Streptophyta; Magnoliopsida; Malpighiales; Euphorbiaceae. Gene Ontology annotation, cellular component: cytoplasmic exosome (RNase complex); nuclear exosome (RNase complex). The transcript has 9 exons. Gene Ontology annotation, biological process: U5 snRNA 3'-end processing; U4 snRNA 3'-end processing; exonucleolytic trimming to generate mature 3'-end of 5.8S rRNA from tricistronic rRNA transcript (SSU-rRNA, 5.8S rRNA, LSU-rRNA). Bases 351 to 1262 code for a protein of 303 amino acids. The record is from RefSeq and is a predicted model, not a curated record.
GGGACCAAUUUGACCUUAAAUGAAUAGUUUUGGAUUAUUAGGAUAAAACGGUGAAUUUGGAUUCAUUUGAACCUCAACAAAUGUUCAGGGUUUAUUUGGACAUUUUCUCCCGUAAAACGAACUCCCACUCUUUAGUUAACCCUUCCAUACAAUUGCCCCCGCACUCGGCAGCACCGUAGUCCUUCGCCUCGAUUCAUCUAUUUUUCACGAAAACUAUACCUCAAUCACCCUCUCAAACUCAGAAUCAUCAAAACCCAGGCUGGCGGGUCGUUUGUUGCUUUGCAUUCUUGUUAGAUUCGUUAAUUUGCAUUUCCAUCGAGCAAAGCUGCUUAUUGAAGAGCUAGAGGAGAAUGGGGUUGCCAAAUGUCUCUGGGGACUUAUCAGCAGAGAUGGAGGUUGAUGCUUUCAGACGCCUUUUCCCUCUUCGCUUUUAUGAGCGUCAUCUUGCAGAUUCUAUUCGUCCUGAUGCCAGACCACUUGGAAGAGCUAGAGAUACAACAAUGGCCCUUGGGGCUGUGGCAUCUGCUGAUGGGUCAGCACUAACGAAGAUUGGUUCAACUACCAUGUUGGCUGCAAUAAAGAUGGAAGUCAUGACCCCUUCCACCGAUUCACCAGAUGAAGGCUGCAUAGCUAUUGAUUUCCACAUGCCUCCAAUUUGUUCUCCAAUUGUUAGGCCUGGUAGGCCCGCCGAGGCAGCACCAGUUGUGUCCAAGCAGUUAUCUGAUACAAUACUGAGUUCUGGCAUGAUAGAUUUAAAGGAACUAUCUUUGGUCAGUGGAAAAGCGGCAUGGAUGGCAUACCUUGACAUAUACUGUUUGGAUGCAGAUGGUGCUCUUUUUGAUUGUGCAUUGCUUUCAGCAGUGGCUGCCUUCUCCAAUUUGCAAAUCCCGGUGGUUUCCCUGAACGAUGAUGGAAAGAUAGUAGUUGUGUCUGAGGAAGGUGAGGAAGGAAAGUUGGAAAAGGAGCCAGUCAAUAAGGAAAAGAGGAAGCUCACGCUGAGAAGCCUGCCAUUCUCAUUAACAUGCAUACUUCACAAGAACUAUAUCUUGGCAGACCCCACUGCAGAGGAAGAGUCUAUCAUGGAAACUCUUGUAACUGUGGUUUUGGAUUCAUCUUCUAGACUUGUGUCCUUCUACAAGCCAGGUGGACCAGUUCUCGCCUAUACAUCAGCUGUUCAGGAUUGUGUUGCAUUAACAAGGCAAAGAGUGAAGGAACUUCAAAAAAUUUUAGAUGAGGCUGUUUCUGGUAUGGAGAUUGACUAGGUUUGAUUUUUAUGUGCUGAGAAAAUAUCCAGGUCAUUAAUCUAUUCGUGCGUAGUAGCAUACCUUUGAAUACAAUAUCCUCUCUAUCCUGUUCCUGUGGUGAAUCUAGUAAUGCCAUGAGAGGCUCUCAAAUGCAGGAAUUGCUAGUAAACUUCGGUUACAUUUGUGGGAAAGCUUUUUUGUUGCAUUUUGUUCCAUCUUGUGACAGUUGACAUGGAAUUUUUGCCAAGAGUGAAUGCAAGGCAGUUUCACUGUGAGUUCCACUAGCGCCAAUCAAAUAAUUCCAUGGGUAAUUUACAGUAUAGUCCCUGAGAUAUUGUAAAAUCUACAACUUAGUCUCUACUCUUUUAACAGUUAACAAUUUAGUCCAUGAGUUUUUUAUUUUAC